Molecule: messenger RNA, 1599 nt
Organism: Asterias rubens (European starfish)
Lineage: Eukaryota; Metazoa; Echinodermata; Asteroidea; Forcipulatida; Asteriidae
Product: transmembrane protein 183-like
Exons: 6
Coding region: 169-1371 (400 amino acids)
Biological process (GO): regulation of protein stability
Cellular component (GO): SCF ubiquitin ligase complex
Source: RefSeq, a predicted model, not a curated record
UCCUUCAUCCUUCGUCAGUCUCGACACGAUUGCACAACAAACGAGCCACUUCAAGCUUCCUAAACCACCAAUUUUGCACUCUGUUCUGUCAGUUGGCAAACAUAGUGAAGGAUAAAAGAGUCCAUCCUGUCAAAUGCAUGUUCAACCUAUGCUAAAGGCUCCCCCAGGAUGCCACUCAACAGUGGAAAGCAGCGGGGAAAGAGAUCAACGAAAUCAAGAGGCAUUGAUCACUUUCACGUCGAGAACAAGGAGAAGAGCAGAGGAGGCUGGCAGAAAGAAAAGGGGCGGAAUAGUGCCAGUGGUGUCUCCUCAAAGUUUGUACAAGCUCAAGAUGUAACUCUUCAAGCAUUCGCUGAUAAUGCCAGCUGCCGUGCUUUAAGCAAGAGGACCAGUAAAGCUGCUACAAUGUCUAUCCGUAAAGAAAUCAAACUCGUCGACAGCACUAGUGAAAUCUUGAAGAACACCUCGCAAGAUGAUGUGAUUGACGACUGGUUUGACAGAGAGUUCUCUGAUGAUGACGAGGUUGUCGAGCUAACUGAGAUGGUAGAGAAGGAAGACACAACAGAAAGGGUGCCAGUCGAGCAAGUUACAGGAGGUCACUCUUCAAGUGCCAACGCUUACCCAACGGUUAUCUGGUACCUUGUGUCCGCCUUUAUCUACCCUGAAGACAUCUCAACCUUUGCAUGUCUCUGCCGUGACACGUACGCCUUGACAAACACUGCAGGGUUCUGGAGAAAGCUGUAUUUCAGGUACUGGAGUCCCGAAGCAGCAAAGAGUCUCCCCAAGGAGCUUCACUACACCAGCAUCCAGCGAACGUUUGGUCUGCGCACCCUCGUUAUACGCUCUCUCCAGUUCAUCUACCCGCCUUUCGCCCACCGCAACACCGCGCGGAGAAACACCAACGAAGCGGUGGAGAACAUGUCGGGGCUCAUUUUCAUGUACCACGUCAGUCGACGCAAGGGCUCGAACUACGUCUACUACUUGAAGUUUCAGGAAACGAGUCGCACGUGUCAGAUUUCUGAUUGUGAGCGAGAGAUUUUUGUGAACCCUAAUCGUGAUCAAUGGAUCUUGAAAAUCAUGUGUAAGACUUGCCAUCGUUUGGAGCCCGAACGGAUCAUGGGGAAGGAGUUAGUGAACGCAUCGUUCAGCGUCAGCUACGGAAUGAUGUACAACAAGUUAAAGCUGGAAUUUCAGGAGCCGAUGGUGCGUCACACCAAGAGAGCCGACCGAACGAUCUUGAUUCUUGAUCCCGUGCUUUGCGCUCGCGUUUACCCCUGGUGGCAUCCGCUGUUCAACGAUAACUUCAGAUUGGAAUCGGAGAGCGGAGGUCAUUCAAAUGGGACGUUGAACAUGUGGAACGCUAACAAUUGACCUCCUGACCUAUGCCCUAUCACUAUGACCCACAGUUUACGAAACUUUGUAAACAAAAUAGUUAAUAGUCUGACAAUAGGAGCCUAGGCCAGCUUCCUCAAAAGCUGAAAAACAUAUGCUGAACAAUUUACUGUCAUUAAUGUUGGUAGCGCUUAGAGAUGCCCUUUGGGUGUGAAAAGCACUAUAUAAGAACUGGGCCCAAUUUCAUAGAGCUGCUUAAGCAAAAAA